AUGCGUCGCCAUGGCAGGGCCGGCGGCGGGCCAACGAAGGCCGUCUCGCCCAUGUCUGAUAACCUGUCCCUUAUACAUUCCUUCGAUUCGGUGAUGAACCCGAACCGACCUGCGCGCCCUUCGCCCUUAGCCUCCUCCCACAUUAAAGCGCUGCCCCUGGAACUGGUCGAUCCCACACCUGAAUCCUUCUUGAUCGAAGUCGGACAGCACCUCCGCCCACAACUCCAUGCCCCGAAUGACUACAUCCUGACUGAAGGCGACGAUGCGAGGGCAAUCUACUGGUUGGUCCGUGGUGCAGUCUCAGUAACAUCGCGUGAUGGCGAAAGUAUAUAUGCUGAGUUGAAGCCUGGGGCAUUUUUUGGUGAAAUUGGUGUGUUAAUGGAUCGGCCACGUACCGCGACGAUUAUUGCUCGCACCCGAUGCAUGCUGGUCGUGCUCUCUAAGGACGACUUUCGAAAUAUAUUACCGCGCUUUCCAGAGGUUGAGCGCGCAAUUAUGGAAGAGGCUCAAGAGCGAUUGAUGAUUCUAGAAAAGAAAAAGAAAGAAACAUCGGCACCAGCCGUAGAUGACGAACCGAGUCCAACCGGUGUGCGGAGAGGCUCAAAACGACUGCGAGAAAGCUUUUCCAAAGACCUCAUCGUUGCAGAAGACGAUGAUUUAAGUGUCAAGUCCGUGCAUAAGAAGCGGAAAUCACCGAGCCCGGGCCGCCGCGAUGCGGCCAGUGCUCUAGCUAACGGAUUGGUGAACGUGCGUCUCUUGCUUAAAGAACUGCCUCUCUUCUCUGGAUUGCCGGCCGAUAUUCUUCACUUCUUGGGAUUGAAUGCCCAACCCUCCUCUUUCCCUCCAUUCACCGAUAUCAUUCAGCAAGAUACCCAGGGCCGUGAACUUUAUUUCAUCGUCCGCGGCGAAGUGGAGGUUUUGACUGAAAAGCGGCCAGUGAAUGAACAAAAUGGCAAGACUAAUGGGGUUAGUCACUCUGGUGUCGAAAUUAAAGCGCGUCUCAGACAGGGCCAGUACUUUGGAGAAGUGGUUAGCCUAGCUUUGGCUCCCCGAAGAACUGCAACUGUUCGCUCAGUCACCUCUGUUGAAUGUCUUAUGCUUAGUGGCGACAUACUAUCCAAGUUCUGGGAGAUGUGCCCCAUUGAUAUCAAGGAACAGGUCGAGCGGACUGCCCAAGAGAGGCUGCAGGCAGCUUCGGACGGCGACGUGGUUAUGACCGACGCGAUCGAGGACCCCUCUUCAAUGCGCGACUUGAAUAUUGAUGAUCGAUUCAAAUUCACGUCUUCUCGCAGAAAGUCUAUGCCUCUAUUGACAUUGACGGAGACAGAGCUCGAUGGUCCACACCAAUCUGUUUCAGGCGAGGAUCAAGAGCACCCCUUGGCACGACCUUCAGAUCCUGACCCGUAUCUGAGUCUUGGGCUGGACAAAGUCCGGCUUCGAAGUCGGCGUGGUUCAGUGGCUCCAUUGACACCAGAAGAAAUGACUGGCGAACAUCAGCGAUACUCACCUCCUGAACCGCGAUCUGCCAGCUCAUCCUCAUUUGCGCUCCCGGAAAGUGUCGAUCUCUCAAAAUCGCAAAAAGUCUCUCGAUCACCUGCAGGUGCUCACUAUGGUGUGUUCCCAGACAGUGUGCUGCUGAAUAUCUUCCGUUUCUUGGAACUCCACCACCUUCUUCGACUACGUGCUGUGUCAUCUCACUGGUCUGAAAUUCUGAACACAUCAGAAGAAGUGAUCCAGGAUUUGGACUUGAGUGUUUAUAACCGCAGAGUCACCGAUGAAGUGCUCGUGAAGGUCAUUUGCCCAUUUGUGGGUAACAGACCACGCUCGGUUAACAUCAAUAACUGCUUUCAUGUUACGGAUGAGGGGUUCAAUGCUCUUGCGACUACCUGUGCACCAAACUCCAAAAUAUGGAAGAUGAAAAGUGUUUGGGAUGUCACAGCUUCUGCAAUCCUGGAUAUGUCUAGCAAAGCCACUGGUCUACAGGAAGUCGACUUGAGCAAUUGCCGGAAAGUUGGUGAUACCCUCAUGGCCCGUAUUCUUGGGUGGGUAAUUCCCGGAAACCAAAGGCCCACUGAGGGUAAAAGUGCUUCUAUCAAGCCCACUUUUCAAACUUCAGAUAGCCUUGUUUAUGGCUGUCCAGAAUUGAAGAAACUCACACUCUCAUAUUGCAAACAUGUGACAGAUCGAUCUAUGCACCACAUUGCAUCUCAUGCAGCGGGACGAAUCGAAGAGAUGGAUUUGACACGCUGCACAACAAUCACGGAUCAAGGAUUUCAGUACUGGGGUAAUGCCCGCUUCACCAACCUACGCAGACUUUGCUUGGCAGACUGCACAUACCUAACGGACAAUGCCAUUGUUCAUCUGACAAAUGCGGCUAAACAGCUCCAAGAGUUGGAUUUGUCCUUUUGUUGCGCCUUAUCUGAUACAGCGACCGAAGUUCUUGCACUCCAGUGCUCUCAAUUAAAGUAUCUCAAUAUGUCAUUCUGUGGGUCAGCGAUCUCCGAUCCUUCUCUUCGCAGCAUUGGCCUUCACCUCCUCUCACUCCAACACUUAUCCGUCCGUGGUUGCGUUCGUGUUACUGGAGUUGGUGUGGAAGCUGUUGCCGAGGGUUGCCACCAACUUGAGUCCUUCGACGUGAGCCAAUGCAAGAACCUUCUCCCUUGGCUUGAAGAUGGUGGUGCCAUGCGAUAUGAGCCACGGGUCGAGUUCCAGAUCGUUGCCUCCAACGCACGACAUUCUCGAUAA
Molecule: messenger RNA, 2745 nt
Organism: Penicillium malachiteum
Lineage: Eukaryota; Fungi; Ascomycota; Eurotiomycetes; Eurotiales; Aspergillaceae
Exons: 3
Coding region: 1-2745 (914 amino acids)
Molecular function (GO): protein-containing complex binding; protein binding
Source: RefSeq, a predicted model, not a curated record